AUGGGAGCAAAGCUGAAUUCGAAGGUUGUCAGGGAUAAGGCUGCUGGGGUGAAAAAGAACUUGGAUUCGGCGUUUGGUAAUGCCGAUGCAACAAAUGCUGAUUUGGUCUCUGAUUCUCCUCGUAAGGAACCACCAUUCGGAAGCGGUUGCAGGGGCUUAGGGAAAAGAAAUAACUUAGCGGCUGAUUUGGAGAGGAAUGAAGCUGAGUUAAAGAAGAAGCAGAAGACUCGCAGUGGUACAAUAAGAGUAACCAUUCCGACUAAGCAAAUUGAGGCGGAAACAGACGAACUGUGGCCAGACGAACUGUUGCCGGAAUCUGAUGUGGAGGAAGAUGAAAGGAAAAGGUGUGGAAGAAUAAAGGAGUAUCGGCUGAAAGCUGUUCAAUUAUAUUCAGAUGGGUCUCAAAUGAGUGCGGAAUUUGGUCCUUCUGUACCAUUUCCCCACAUCGGAGACAAUGUAACGACGUGCAUGAGAAAAGGUUUAGAACCUUCACCUGCAAUAUAUGAUCUCCUAGGACCUGUUGAUCCGGUUAAAAGGGAUAAUCUUUUGCAACACCUAAAGCCACACGAGGAAAUUCCACAUGGAGAAACUCACGAGGAUAUUGAGUUCUACAUAAUCCUCAUCACUCCAAGACCUUGGCCCAUCAAAGAAUAUGGAUGGCUGAUUGAAAAUCAUAUUGCUGCGUAUAUUAGAGUCCUCAUUCAAAGGUCCAAACAAGAUCCCAGCCCAUUCUGGUCCAAGCGCGUUGCCUUUAUAGACUCUUGGUUCCUUCAAUCAUGGGUUCACGAUUAUAAGGAGUUCGAAGCCAAACCGGAAAUGGUCAAAUUCAAAGGAAGUGGUUACGAGGGGUUAGCAAACGGUUUGAUCCCCACAUACAUUCAGACAAAGUUGCGGUGGUUUACAUAUGUAGAUCACUUGUACGGAGUGCUUAAUACUGGCGGCAAUCAUUGGGUGGGUUUUCACGUGGAUCUGCAUAAAGAGAAGGUUGAUUGCUAUGAUUCAAUCGUUGGAGAGCAAACACUCGAAAGUGAGCUGAGAAUGCUAAAUUUCUUUAGGCCGCUUACUGGUAUGAUCCCUGCGAUUCUGAAUGCCCUUAUUCCUGAUGAUAUCCGAGUCCCUACCAAGAAAAAGUUUGUAUUCAGACGAAGAACAAAACGUAUUGUUCCACAAAACAACCUGAGAGGCGACUGUGGAGUGUAUGCAUUGAAGUUCGUUGAGUGUCUAGCGCUUGGUGUAGCUUUUGAUGGGAUAUCGGAUGAAAAUAUUCAAGGUCUGAGAAUGAAGAUGGCAGCAGAUGUCUUCGAUGAAGGAAAUUGUAGUUUGGUAUGGUCGUUUGGCGAUGAAUGA
Messenger RNA from Brassica napus (rape), 1347 nucleotides. RefSeq lists its product as uncharacterized. Gene Ontology annotation, molecular function: cysteine-type peptidase activity. The coding region runs from base 1 to 1347 and encodes 448 amino acids. The record is from RefSeq and is a predicted model, not a curated record. The transcript is spliced from 4 exons. NCBI's taxonomy places the organism in Eukaryota, Viridiplantae, Streptophyta, Magnoliopsida, Brassicales, Brassicaceae. Gene Ontology annotation, biological process: proteolysis.